Cucurbita pepo subsp. pepo (vegetable marrow) is the source of this 600-nucleotide messenger RNA. The record is from RefSeq and is a predicted model, not a curated record. Lineage: Eukaryota; Viridiplantae; Streptophyta; Magnoliopsida; Cucurbitales; Cucurbitaceae.
UUUUCCACUCAAAAAAUUCUUCUUCUUCUUCUUCUUCUUCUUCAAAUUUCAACUCCGUUAAUGGCUUCCGGCGACGACGUUUCGACCUUAGAUUUCAUCAGACAACACCUUCUCAGCGACUUCAACUCCAUUGAAGCCUUCGCUUCAAAUCUCGAUUUCAUCAACAAUAAUGGACUCACACCUCAAAUCCCCGUUGCCCCUUCAAAGAUCGGUCACCGCCGUCCCUCUCUCAACGUCAUGAUUCCACCCAAGACCCACUCUGUCCAAUCCCCUGCAGCAGCGACGGCGACGGUUACGACAUCUUCUGAUGUAAAAUCUGAUGUGGGUCUGAGUCAGCAUUACAGGGGGGUUCGCCGGCGGCCAUGGGGGAAGUUUGCAGCGGAGAUUCGGGACCCCAAUAAACGUGGAGCUCGUGUUUGGCUUGGAACUUACGAUACUGCAAUUGAAGCUGCCAAAGCUUAUGACAGAGCUGCUUUUAAGAUGAGAGGCAGUAAGGCGAUUUUGAAUUUUCCUCUUGAGGCUGGAAAGGAAGCAGAGGAGCCGCCGUCCNACCAUUUCAAAGAUUACGUGCGCCGAUUAUAUCUAGAUGAUCGGUAUUAG